Molecule: messenger RNA, 2030 nt
Organism: Marmota flaviventris (yellow-bellied marmot)
Lineage: Eukaryota; Metazoa; Chordata; Mammalia; Rodentia; Sciuridae
Gene: Blcap
Product: BLCAP apoptosis inducing factor
Source: RefSeq, a predicted model, not a curated record
CGGCGUUGGUGGAGAGCUGAGGUGGAGGCAGGCUGCGGCAGCUACGGCGACGGUGGCGGCGGCGGCGGCGCCAUGGCAGGGCUCGCAGGAUCCCUGCUGCCUUGGUGAUCCCGGGCUGACAGCCAGAGAGCACAGCGGCUCAGCUCCUGGAGAGAGGGUUGAAGAAAGCGGAGGGCAGCCGCCUGCGCCCGCUGGCUCCCAUUAGGUCGGUUCCUGCAGCGGUGCCCGGCAGCCUUGGCGAAGGCCCUGCCCAGCAGAGAUCAUGUAUUGCCUCCAGUGGCUGCUGCCCGUCCUCCUCAUCCCCAAGCCCCUCAACCCCGCCCUGUGGUUCAGCCACUCCAUGUUCAUGGGCUUCUACCUGCUCAGCUUCCUCCUGGAGCGGAAGCCUUGCACAAUUUGUGCCUUGGUUUUCCUGGCAGCUCUGUUCCUCAUCUGCUAUAGCUGCUGGGGAAACUGUUUCCUGUACCACUGCUCGGAUUCCCCGCUUCCAGAAUCAGCACACGACCCUGGUGUUGUGGGCACCUAACAGCUGCCCUGUUAGCUUUCUACGGAAGCAGAAGACGGGAGGGGAGGCAUUGACAUAGGUCAUAAAGCAUUGGAGUUUCAAAUCCCGCAGCCCCGCGGGUGCCACAUUCCUGACGGCGCCUUUUUGGCCUGUGAUGUUUUAUCCUUAUAAUGUGAAUAAUGGCACUGACCUGUGCUUUUAUUGUAGAGUCCUAUAGUCAUGGGUGGUCUUGUGAUUGUGUGUGUUCUGUCCCCAUCUGGGUCCCGGCUGGCAGGAUGGCCACUCCCCUCGCCUCAUUACAGCGAGGAGUCUACAUCCAUCCUAGUCAACUGCCCUGGGCAGAUAAAAUGCCAGUCUCCUUGUCACCUCUGUGACCCCUCCUUGUCAGGGUCUCUCUCCUUCCCAGAAUGUUACUGACACCUCAGUCCUUCUCCUGUUUUCCCUUUAGUUCUCUUCUACCCUUUCCUUUUUUUGGGAGCACCUGUUCAAAACAGGGCUCAUUUUUGCACUUAUCUCGAAUUUGAAGAGAUUGCUGAUGCCCGAGAGCCUCGCUUUUUCAUCCUCCUUCCCCUUUUCAGCAGGCUAGACAGAAACAUGUCUUGACUGUUCAUUGUCCACAAACCUCCAGUGUUUCCUCUGCUUCAUUUUUAAGAGAGAAGCAACAGAUAGAGGUUGUUCUUUCACCUGAGUGUCUGGGCUCCGGCUCCCCAGCCCAGCCUCGCUUCCUUUGCCCUUCCUUCCUGCCUUUCUCAGCAUCCUGAGAGGGGGCCUCCUGUGUCUCCUGUGCAUGCUCUGCAGGAUGGAGGUAUGGUGUGUUUGUGUAGAGCUAGUGGUCCCCUGCUGAGUGAAUGGGAACAUUCUUUUGUGUUUCAUAGCAGCCGUGAUCCCCUUGAUAGGUGUUUGGAUAUUUUUCAGUGUGCCCUGUGUGUGUGUGUGUGUGUGUGUGUGUGUGUGUAUGUAUGUGCAAAUGUGUGUAUUCCUUUUAAAGAAGCUUUACCGAACGUGUUCUGAUUUUGAGGUUUAGCAGUAGCUAGCUGUAUGUAGUAGGUACCGCUGCAGUUUUUAUUUAGCAUGGGGAUUGCAGAGUGACCAGCACACUGGACUCCAAGGUGAUUCAUACAAGACACAGGGGAGCAGUGGCCAUCGUCCUCCCGCCAGGAGCUUCUUCGUUCCUGCGCAAGUAGACUGUACGUUAUGAAGAACACACAGGAAGACUUUGUGACUGUCACUUGCUUUUUUCUUUCUCUGCACUUCAGUAACAAGUGUUGGCAAACGAGACUUUCUCCUGGCCCCUGCCCACUGGGGAUCAGCAUGGUUGUCCUUCGAGUCGGAACCAUUCCUCUCUCUUGCCUGAGGAGGGAGGGAAGCAGGCCAGGCAGAGGACAGAACUGGAGGCAGUCCAUCUAGGGAAUGGGACUGUGAGGCCACACUUGUGAAACAUUUGGACUGCUGUUGUAGAGCUUUUAUUUCUGGUGUGUUCGUUGCACAGCUGUUUGAAAUGUUUAAUAAAGCUUUAUAAACUUUA